GCAUUUGGAACAAGGCGCACAAGAGGGUCACGAACAUUGUGAAUGGUCGGCUGUGGUAUGGUGUACUAGCUGUGGGCUGCUUCUUUGCUGCAGCAGCUGCAGCCGCCGCAUUUCCUCCAGGCUUUCAGCACCUCGUUUGACAAAGCAGUUUAGUGUCGUUUCUGGGAAGUUAUAAUCAACCAGUGCUGCGCUCCUGCCCCGUAAUUAUUGGGGAGCCUGGGUAUAAUUUUUGAGCCCGCAUCUCUCGGCUGCUACAGUUAGUCGUUGAUGCUCUGCAUGCUUCGCCCAAGGAGCAGCCGACACUCCCAAGGAAGCUCACGCGCAGUGGCAUGCCUCAGAAAGUCGCUGUUUCUCGACACGACGACGGAGUGACCGAGGAAGGCGCUUCCCAAGAGUACCGGGACUACGUCCGAAACUUGAGAAACUGGGAACAGAGCGUCAAAAUGAAGGACUCCGAACUUCGCUCUCUCAAAUCCAAGCUCCAGUCACCCACGGAGCCGACACCUGUCAAGAGGCCUGCAUCCUGCGAGGCUGCAACAGCCGCUGCGGAGGACGGUGCAGAGGCCGGCGAGGUUGCUAGGGAAGAGGACGAGGAAUCAACUUCGGAAACGGACGAAGAACUCCAGGAACAGUGGAAGUGUCAGAGGGCACUGCUCGAAAAAGAGAAGGGCAAUCAAUUGUUCAAGGAAGGCAGGUACGAUGAAGCCAUCGAAAGCUACGGAAUCGGCAUUGAGUGCGACCCCCGGAACCCCAUGCUGUAUGCCAACCGGGCCAUGGCUUUCUUGCGGAAAAACAUGUUGGGCGCGGCGGAGGAAGACUGCAGCCGUGCCCUUGCCUGGGACGACGGCUACGUGAAGGCGUACCACCGGCGAGGCCUGGCCAGAGACGGCCUGGGCAAGCACCAGCUGGCAGCAGAGGACUUCCGCAGGGUGCUGCAGCUGGACCCGAGCAACAAGGAGGCGGCGCAGCGGCUGCGGGUGCUCGAACUGAAAAUCAAGACAGGUGAUGCACAGAAGAGUGAGGCACCGCAGCAGCAGGAAUCUAGGAAAACGGUCUCAAAACCUGACGCAAAGGUGGAGAAGGCGGCCGUUGCCACGGUCGUGAAAGUGGAACCUAUCUUCAAGCCCAAAUGCGAGUGCUCAAAGAGGCCACUGCGGAGAGUCCCCAUUCAAGACGUCCCGUCUGUCGAAGGCGACGCAUCUACCGAGAACGCCGACGCCCCGUCGGCCUUGCCCAGAGCCCCGGACGUGCCUGCCCCUGCCCAGAGCGCCUUCCAGUUCUACGUGGAUUGGAAAAGGCUGGCGCGGUUUCCGGACCUCCGCUACCACUACCUCAAGCAACUGGACCCAACAAGGCUGCCCUUCCUGUUCCGGCAGUCGAUGGAGACCGAGCUCUUCUCGGAGAUGCUGGUUGUCUUGGAGGAGCACUUCGUGAGGGACGACGUCGACGUUGGCCCCAUCUUGGAAAACGUCGCGAAAGUGGGACGCUUUUCGACCAUGGUCAUGCUUCUUGGCAAAGAAGACCAAACUCGGCUCCAGUUCUUGAUCGACCACACGGUGUUGAAGAGCAAGACCUGCGAUCUGGACACAUUGCGUGCGGCCUACAGCGUGCAUUGAUGCAAGCACCUCGAAAGCAGCUGUGCUAUCUGGAUUGCAGGGGCAUUAAAUAGAGUGGUGCUGUUUCCCUUGCACUGAAUGAAGAAUUGUCAUCCAGCGUCUAUAGAACAUUACAACAUUGUACAAUUCAUCAUGUCUCGUUUCAGUAAAAAAAGAUAGCUUCUA
Ixodes scapularis (black-legged tick) is the source of this 1781-nucleotide messenger RNA. Its product is annotated as RNA polymerase II-associated protein 3. Lineage: Eukaryota; Metazoa; Arthropoda; Arachnida; Ixodida; Ixodidae. The record is from RefSeq and is a predicted model, not a curated record. The transcript has 10 exons. Gene Ontology annotation, molecular function: protein binding. Bases 330 to 1616 code for a protein of 428 amino acids.